AACAAAUAUCAAGAAGAAGAAAUCCCAUGGUGUUUUCCUUCUUGGGUGGAUGGCCUGCUCUGGAUUUAGCCUGUCAAAACUGCUCUAAGACAAGAGCAACGUGGGGUAAAGAGAGAGUGCAGUGUUCACAUUUUUCCGCUUUGUCAUUAAAAGCAUAAGCGGAUCGUUACUUUGGAGUGUGUUCACCGAAGAGCAGAUCGGAUAAGUCACUGACUGGCAUGUUUCGCUACUAGCAAGCUACCAGCACAGAAAGGCAUAUGAUCGCGAAUGUGGUGUUUGAACUUAUUGACACUGACUGAGACCUGAAAAGGCAACAACAGAAACCCGUUCUCCCCUCCCCAGUCUCCUUUUGCUGACCCUCUCUGAAAAACAGCAUUUUCUUUCCACCAUGAAUGAAGUCAGAACACUCAAAGAGGGCUGGCUCCUCAAAAGAGGAGAGUACAUUAAGACGUGGAGGCCCAGGUACUUUAUCUUAAAAAGUGAUGGCUCCUUCAUCGGCUACAAGGAGAAGCCGGAUCUGAAUGACCAGAGCUCACCACCCCUAAAUAACUUCUCAGUUGCAGAAUGCCAGUUAAUGAAGACUGAAAGACCCCGGCCCAACACAUUUGUUAUCCGUUGCCUACAGUGGACCACCUUCAUUGAGCGAACCUUUCACGUGGACACCAAUGACGAGAGAGAGGAGUGGAUGAGGGCCAUCCAGGCGGUGGCCAACGGGCUGAAGAUGCGUGAGGAGGAGGACGAGGAGCCCAUGGACCUAUUUGGCUCGCCCAGCGAGUGUAGCCUGGAGGAGAUGGAGGUGGCUAUGUCCAAGAGCCGCACCAAAACGGUAAUAAAGAAGAAAGAAGCUGAAUCGGCUCUUUCUGCCCUCACUCCCUCCCAGAACAUGAGUGACUUUGAAUACCUUAAGCUCCUGGGCAAGGGGACCUUCGGCAAGGUGAUUCUAGUCAAAGAGAAGUCCACCGGCGUCCACUACGCCAUGAAGAUCCUCCGCAAAGAGGUCAUCAUUGCCAAGGAUGAGGUGGCGCACACGGUUACAGAGAGCAGAGUGUUGCAGAACAUGAGACACCCUUUCCUCACGACGUUGAAAUAUGCUUUCCAAACGCACGAUCGGCUUUGCUUUGUGAUGGAAUAUGCCAACGGAGGAGAGCUCUUCUUCCACUUGUCGCGAGAGCGGGUGUUCACGGAAGACCGGGCGCGCUUCUACGGCGCCGAGAUCGUGUCGGCGCUGAAGUACCUGCACUCACGUGACGUGGUGUACCGGGAUCUGAAGCUGGAGAACCUCAUGCUCGACAAGGACGGCCACGUAAAGAUCACAGACUUCGGCCUGUGCAAGGAGGGCAUCACUCCGGACGCCACCAUGAAGACCUUCUGUGGAACCCCCGAGUACCUAGCGCCCGAGGUGCUGGAGGACAACGACUACGGCCGGGCGGUGGACUGGUGGGGCCUGGGCGUGGUCAUGUACGAGAUGAUGUGUGGCCGGCUGCCCUUCUACAACCAGGACCACGAGCGCCUCUUCGAGCUCAUCCUGAUGGAGGAGAUCCGCUUCCCCAAGAACCUGGCCCCCGAGGCCAAGGCCCUGCUGGCAGGCCUGCUGAAGAAGGACCCCAAGCAGAGGUUAGGGGGUGGUCCUAAUGAUGCCAAAGAAGUUAUGGGCCAUGCCUUCUUCGCGUCCAUAAACUGGCAGGAUGUAAUCGACAAAAAACUCACCCCGCUGUUCAAGCCCCAGGUCACGUCCGAGACGGACACCCGAUACUUCGACGACGAGUUCACCGCACAGACCAUCACACUGACACCCCCCGACAAGUAUAACAGUCUGGACUGCGAAGACACCAGCAAUCAAGCGCAUUUCCCACAGUUCUCCUAUUCUGCCAGCAUAAGAGAGUGAUAGCAUCUCUCUCACACACACACACACACACACACACACACACACACACACACACACACACACACACACACACACACACACACACACACACACACACACACACACACACACACACACACACGGAAACACACACACGGAAACACACACACACACACACACGGAAACACACUCACACACACACACGGAAACACACUCACACACACACACGGAAACACACUCACACACACACACAGAAACACAUGUAGGAGAAACGCAAGGUGACUGUCUGCUGACCUGGGUGUCCAAUCAAAAGAAAAAAAGGAUCUAUAACAAAAAAAAGGAACGGAAAAGAAAGUGCCUGAAACCUGGCAGCCAUAUUGUUUUGAUAUACUGUAAAAAAAAAACACACAAAAAAAACAGACGUCAACAACUCGGUCGUCCACACUACAGACCAGCCUGCUAGCAUGUUGGCUGGACUGUAUCAAACUGGACCCUUCAGUACCUCACUAUGUCAUCUGUACACACACACACACACACACACACACACACACACACACACACACACACACACACACACACACACACACACACACACACACACACACACAAGAAAAUAGAUAUACAAUCAGGUCUACCAUAUAUCUAUGUUUGGGUGGCCUCUAUUAUAAACUGCUGCUGCUUUUUCUUUCUUUUUCUUUCGGUUUCUCCCACCCCCCUUUUCUUGACGGUAACACCAAGCCGUUUAUUUUCAGUAGCUUCUUUUAUAUCCACUCUGUUCUUGCCUUCUUAAUGUCAUGGUCUUAUACGAAGCCAUGCAGAUAUCGCAAUGACUCUUCAAGUGCUCUUUCCUGGAAGCGCCGGCGUCCCCCGGCGGUGAAGGUGUGGGUUGUCCACGAGGGAGGGCGGGACCGAGGAGUGUAGCAUUUAGAGAAUGUGUUUCUUUUUCUCCCCUUAUGGUUGGCUAUGGGAGUGAGAUUCUACUUCUCCUUAUUUUUCUUUAUGUUCGGAGAACACUUUGGCAUGAAAUCCAUACUGAAUGUCAUCGCUUGAUUUGAGAGAAAAAAAAGAAGCACAUAAGGCAGCAACGUGUGUGUGUGUGUGUGUGUGUGUGUGUGUGUGUGUGUGUGUGUGUGUGUGUGUGUGUGUGUGUGUGUGUGUGUGUGUGUGUGUGUGUGUGUGUGUGUGUGUGUAUACAUUAAUGGAUAUCACGUGGUGCCCGGCCCAAGUCCGGUCCGAGAAACGACAAGAGGAAUUAAAGCUCUCACAUUGGGAAACAGACAGAAGAUGGUGGCCGAUAGUGAAGACGUCUCACAGUGCAGAAACGUCAGGAAGGGGUGGGAAUGGGCGCGUCCUUUCUUUUUUAUUUUUUUUAUUUCCUUAUGCAAUAUCAACUUUAAAACAUGUAUUAUCGUUUGAUCUCGUCUACGAAUGUGAUCUCUUUAAUCUAUCGACGGCCAACGCUACAUAGCAAAAGAGUGCUGGGGAAUUGGGGGAAAAUUGCUGAAUGCACAAGAUGUAUAUGUUUUUGUUUUGUUUAUUUCAAUUUAUUUGCAAUGCAAGGUGUCUAAUUCUACCUUCUUUUUUUUUUCUU
Molecule: messenger RNA, 3455 nt
Organism: Gadus chalcogrammus (walleye pollock)
Lineage: Eukaryota; Metazoa; Chordata; Actinopteri; Gadiformes; Gadidae
Product: RAC-beta serine/threonine-protein kinase-like
Exons: 14
Coding region: 389-1885 (498 amino acids)
Biological process (GO): protein phosphorylation
Molecular function (GO): ATP binding; protein serine/threonine kinase activity
Source: RefSeq, a predicted model, not a curated record